Molecule: messenger RNA, 889 nt
Organism: Salvia hispanica
Lineage: Eukaryota; Viridiplantae; Streptophyta; Magnoliopsida; Lamiales; Lamiaceae
Source: RefSeq, a predicted model, not a curated record
GUGCUUAAUGUGCCUAUUUUACUUGUUGCAGUGUGUGGCCUCACAUCCAGACCCAAGAAUGUUGUUCCUCAAAGGCAAUAUCCACAAUUCACACUUGAAACAUAUUCUCAGAAAACUUCAUUAAGAUUGGCAUCUCUAUAUUAAGAUUGGCACCUCAAAGAUUACUUCUGCUGAAUGACUAUGAGAUUUUGCUAGGUACGUUGCUGCUUAUGCAUGGUCUUUAAUGCUCUCUGUUAUUCAUAUUACUUCAACUUGUAUAACCAAGCUCAUAUUCCUCUGUACCUGUAUCCUUUUCUAUAUACAACCAGAAAAACUCGCCCAUUUGAGUACUUUAGGCGUCAUUGGUGCUCUGGUGAAGAUGGAAAGUGGACUAUCAAAAACAAGUUGAGUUCCUCGAAGCUUUUGGUAGCAUACCUUCAUACAGUAAUUCAGUUGCAGAACUACUGUGGUUCCUAUGUUCACAGCUUCUGGAUUGCGUGUUCGUCUCCUGAAGGUAGUUGCCAGUCUCCAUUUGCUACGAACUAUGGGAGAAGAGUGGCUACAACACGGUAGAAUGGGUUCGUUACAUUACAAAAGCUGGUUCGUAGUGACAUGUUUUGGGAGAUAAAAGAAACUACAAAGGUAGUUCGAGUUGAGUCGAUGUUUGUUUACAUGGGCUGAAGUACAUGAACAAACUCACUUGUUCAUUUGCAGUUUGUUUGCCAACCUUUCUUGCAUAGUGUUUUUAAGGCACAUAAUUAGAUACUAUGGUAUUCAUUCGAUGAUAGGAAGUGUAAGAGCUGUGUUUUUUUUGUGUUAUAUCUGGCUAUUUUGAUAGUGCUUUUUGUACUAAUAUAUUCAUGUCUAGUUUUCAGAAUGAGUAUAUUCUAUGAAAUCUUCUAAUUGGAAU